This is a messenger RNA of Anoplopoma fimbria (sablefish), 1142 nucleotides long. RefSeq names its product 3-hydroxyacyl-CoA dehydratase 4 (gene hacd4). The coding region runs from base 233 to 925 and encodes 230 amino acids. Gene Ontology annotation, biological process: sphingolipid biosynthetic process; fatty acid elongation; very long-chain fatty acid biosynthetic process. NCBI's taxonomy places the organism in Eukaryota, Metazoa, Chordata, Actinopteri, Perciformes, Anoplopomatidae. Gene Ontology annotation, molecular function: 3-hydroxyacyl-CoA dehydratase activity. The transcript has 6 exons. The record is from RefSeq and is a predicted model, not a curated record. Gene Ontology annotation, cellular component: endoplasmic reticulum membrane.
CGUAACCAUCAGCCUGAGGAAGAACUACAAAACCACAGAUGUAGCAGCAUUUUUUCUGCUCCCAGUUGUGAAGGAAGAUUAAGUAAGAGGCUGGUCAGUGUGAACUGGGAGGAAACUGCUGCAAGGAGACACAAAUUGCACAACAACAUGGACCUGAGACUAUGAGCAGAGACCUCUUACUCUACCUGGAGCAAAAGAAGCAAAAGGAGUAAAAGGAGACUUCAGAAAGAGAAUGCUCAGUUUCAGGCUCGCCUACAUCUUCUCAUAUAACCUGUUCCAGUUCUGUGGACACACAUGGAUCCUGGCUAAUACCAUAGCCAGGUUUCUCACAUUUGGUCAAGAUGCCUUAGCUGACACAUUCUACUCUGUUGGCUUUAUGAUGAGUCUGUGCCAGCUGCUCUCAAUCCUGGAGCUUUUCCAUAUUGCAGAUGGGAUUGAGAAAGCCAGACUCCUCCCUCGCUUCAUCCAGGUCAUGGAGAAGAACUUCCUGCUGAUCAUGGUCAUCAUGUUGGAGGAGAUCCAGAGUAAACCAGUGGUGUGUGCUCAGCUCUUCUUGUGGAACAUUGUGGACCUGCUACGGUACCCACAUGAGCUGCUGUGUGUAAUGGACACACCCUCCACCGCCAUGCUGUGGAUCCGUUACACGCUCUGGAUCCCCUUAUACAUCCUGUCAGUGGCCACUGAAGGUGUCACUAUAUACCAGGCCCUGCCUUACUUGGAGCCAACAGCACCAGUCUCUUCCUCUCUGAAUUCAACAGUGUCAGCACACCUUCACCUCCCCUCGGUCCUGAUGGUCUACCUGCCUGUCCUGGCUCUUGGUGAGAUGUUAGCCAGCAUUCAGAUUGAAAACAGCACAGUGUACAUUAGAGAGGACAGUUUGAGUUUGAGGGCUUAUCUGACACCAAAACACUGUACAGCAUUUUAAAAUUCUAAAUAUAGGAGGUUAUUACCCCGUGUAAAUGGUAAAUGGUAAAUGGACUGUACUUGUAUAGCGCUUUUCUAGUCUUCCGACCACUCAAAGCGCUUUUACAUUACUAAUCAUUCACCCUUUCACAUCCAUUCAUACACUGAUGACAGGAGCUACCAUGCAAGGUGCCACCUGACCAUCAGGACUCUAACUAACAUUCAUACACAUACAUACA